AUGCCCCAGCUACUACAGUGUAGCAUCCACAGUGUAGCCGAUUUCACACUAGCUGCAUCAUCAUUGGACCAGCUGAAGAAGACAGCAUUGAAGAUCAAGCCCAGCCUGCACCUAAACACAUUGCAACUUUCGCUCAGCAAUUUGCCACACAUCCAGGGCUAUCCCCCACAAGGAGCAUUUGGGUCACUUGUGAAUCUCACCAAGUUUGUAUUUGCAUUCAAAGCUGCUGCUGCAGUGUCAGACAGUUUCCUUCAAUUUCUGGGUGAGAUGGUGUCCCUGGAAGAACUCAUCAUUGUGUUAAGAUCUAUGCAGUCAUCACAUCGCAAGAAAUGUGUCAUUUACUUUCGUGCAAGUUACCAGUACCAGUGCAAACGGGGUGAUUUGCUUGAAAUCAUCAGCGGUGAAGCAAUGCAGCAGUGGUUACAAGAUUUGCCCUCCAUUCCAGAGUUCAUCAUCACAGUAGAUGAGAAUGAUGCAGCUUUCAACAAGGAUUGGUGGACCACAGAGAUCACAAAGAAGCUGCCUGCCUUGGAGGACACCCUAAUGGUGCAUGUUGAUAUUGAUGAUGGGGUGGAAUGGUACAAGAAUUUAUGGAUAGAAGACUUGCCAGCAGAGGCUGCCUCAUCUAUCAAUACUGAGACCAACAUGCACAUCAACUCUGAGCUUGAUGAACUCUCAGCUGUAUCUGAAGACCCAUACCCUGGGAUUGAUGGGAGCAACCAUGAAGAUAAUACAGUCACUGAGGCAGUUAGUGCUUUUCAAGUCAUUGAAUGA
Messenger RNA from Trametes versicolor FP-101664 SS1, 774 nucleotides. RefSeq lists its product as uncharacterized. The coding region runs from base 1 to 774 and encodes 257 amino acids. The transcript is spliced from 7 exons. Lineage: Eukaryota; Fungi; Basidiomycota; Agaricomycetes; Polyporales; Polyporaceae. The record is from RefSeq and is a predicted model, not a curated record.